AUGAGACAAAAGACAGCAGGAUAUGUUGUUCUUGCCGGUACAUGGUCCGUCUUAGCCAUUGCUAUAAUAUCCUACCUUUAUGUGUCGUCAAAUUCUACUGCAUUAUAUUAUUGGUGUUGGAUAUGGUUAUGUCCAUUUAUGAUAUGGAAUUGGGUUACUAUUGCAUGGUGUGAUUCUGAAUUAUUUGCUAAUUCAAAACGUAGAUUAGUUAGUUAA
This is a messenger RNA of Maudiozyma saulgeensis, 216 nucleotides long. Lineage: Eukaryota; Fungi; Ascomycota; Saccharomycetes; Saccharomycetales; Saccharomycetaceae. The record is from the annotation of a GenBank genome assembly.